Molecule: messenger RNA, 1218 nt
Organism: Iphiclides podalirius (scarce swallowtail)
Lineage: Eukaryota; Metazoa; Arthropoda; Insecta; Lepidoptera; Papilionidae
Source: the annotation of a GenBank genome assembly
AUGUGUACAUGCAAAACAUUACAUAACUUUAUUAUAAAUGACAAUACAAUAUGGAGAAAUAUAUGUCGAAGGGGUUUGGUAAUUCAAAAUCCCCUAAAUAGUGAAGCUGACUCUAAACCCUGGUAUGAGAGAUGUAAAAUUUCACAUAAUUGGCGCAAAGGAAUAUAUCUAAACAAGGUUAUCCUCCAUCAUGACACACUUUACAUGCCCUGGCUUGAAUUUCAUGAAUCCAAAAAUCUUUUAUUAUCUCUUGGAUCAGACCUUUGUUGCUUUUCCACCAACCAGAGAGGUUUACCAGAUUGCCGUAGAACCCUUUGGGCACUAGAAGUUCCAACAGUCAAAAGAUAUGAUGUGAGGACCAAUGAUAUAUCAAGAUUUGUUAUAAGGGAUAACAUUAUAGUUUGUGGAAAUAGAGAUGGAUGCAUUGCCAUUUACCUAUUCAACACUCCAACACGGAGGCCAUUACUACUCUGCCACAAAGACGAUUGCCAUCACAGUGGUCAAGUGGAGGUGACAGCUGUUGAGGGGAUCAAAACCACAAGCAGCUUGUGCGUGGUCACAGGCUCGCAGAAGAGCUCGGAAUUAUGCAUGUGGUCAUGGCACUUUACGGAUGAUGAGAAUUUGUAUGAAGAACAAAAUAUGAAUUGCAGGAGAAAGUAUAUAAAACUUGGCAGAGAUGUGGGUGUUCGAUGCUUGGCUACAAACAGUUCGAAAGGCAAAUUUGCUGUCGGCCUAACGGGAUACAAUAGACCACUCGUAUUGGAUUACAAUACUUGCAAUUUACUAACACCCUUUGACAAAGCGUGGAGAGGAAAGGUUGCCAUUAGAGAUAUUCAAUGGCAUGACGAGAGCACUGUAACAUAUGUAACACAUUCCGGUAUGCUGUAUCUCUGGGAUACACGCGCUAACAAUGUGGUUUACAGUGCUAUGGACACCUUCCAAUCUUCAUUGUACUGCGUGCGAACAGACAACAAUAAUGUGCUGCUUGCUGGCACGAGUGAGUAUUCCCGCUGUGUGCUCUUCGACAAGCGCCGUCAGGGCAGACAUGUUCAGAUGUAUUACACGCAAAAAAAGUCAUCGCCAAUUUACAGCUUGGCUUUCAGUUCAUCUACACUGAUAGCUGCAGCUGACAGAAGCAUGGCGUUUUUAGACUUUAAUGUAAACCCAGCAACUGUAAGAAGACGAGAUUAUUCACAUAUAUUCGAAUUUGUAAAAAGA